Molecule: messenger RNA, 2850 nt
Organism: Camellia sinensis
Lineage: Eukaryota; Viridiplantae; Streptophyta; Magnoliopsida; Ericales; Theaceae
Product: Translation initiation factor 2, small GTP-binding protein
Biological process (GO): translational initiation
Cellular component (GO): cytoplasm
Molecular function (GO): GTPase activity; GTP binding; translation initiation factor activity
Source: RefSeq, a predicted model, not a curated record
UAUCUCGCUCCCUCUCCCUCUCCCUCUCCUCUGCUAUUCCAUCUCUUCCCCUGCACCUCUCGCUCUCCUCUAUGUCUCUACUGAGCUCAUUCGUCUCUCUUCCUCUGGCUCGACUGACUGCAGGGUUCUAAGUAGCUGCUCGGUUUAAAACCCUAAUCUAACCCAGUGAUUGGUUUCUGAGAAAACAAAGGAAAUUAUUUUUUUUGAAGAGCAAUCAACAAGUGUUCCAUCUGAAUUUCUAUUCCAGUCUCUCUUGGCUCACACUGAUUUGAAAUUUGUACUGAAGCAAGGCUGGUGUGCCUCACUUCGGUGAAGCUUGCGCUUUGCACAUAGGCCCCAAGAGACCUUGGCACCUCGGUGCGCCUAUCACCUUUAAUAACACUGAGUUUGGCAUAUACUUAUGAAUGGCUUGGAGUGAGGUUGGGAGAAAGGGAAUUUGUUCUAGCCUCACAAAAGCCUUGACUUCAACAACGUUCAGAGAUGCACUGGUGUCAAAAUCUUCAAACACCGUUGAAGGAAAGGUGAAGGCAUUUUCUGCUUCAGUCAGAUGCAUACCAGAAUUUUCUAUCAGCCGAGUGUUAUGGGGUGCUGACAAUUGCAAAUUUUUGACCAAGCGGCCCUUAAUACGGUAUUUUCAUGCGAGUGCGGAACUGUCGGCUAGAAGAAAUGAUGAGCCACUUGGUUUGAAGACUCCCAGUAAAGGGAAGUUCGUGAAAAGAAGCAAUAAGACUCAGCCACCUGUUGAUACUCCAUAUGUUCCCCCUAAAUUAAAAAGAACUGCGAAAUCUAUGCCUGAUAGGAAAAUCGACAUAUUUGAAGGCAUGACUAUUGUAGAGCUUGCGAAGCGAACCGGUGAAUCAAUUUCCACCUUGCAGGAUAUUCUUAUAAAUGUUGGGGAGAAGCUUGAUUCAGAGUUUGACCCUCUCAGCAUAGACAUUGCAGAGCUGAUUGCAAUGGAAGUUGGGGUCAAUGUUAGGAGGCUGCACUCAAAUGAAGGUGCUGAAGUUCUACCACGGCCUGCAGUUGUAACAGUCAUGGGACAUGUUGACCAUGGUAAAACCUCUCUCUUAGAUGCUUUACGCCAAACAUCAGUGGCAGCCAAAGAAGCCGGAGGCAUAACUCAGCAUCUUGGUGCAUUUGUUGUCAGCAUGCCGUCAGGUGCAUCAAUCACAUUCCUCGACACUCCUGGUCAUGCUGCCUUUAGUGCAAUGAGAAGAAGAGGUGCGGCAGUGACAGAUAUAGUUGUGCUCGUGGUGGCUGCUGAUGAUGGGGUGAUGCCGCAAACUCUCGAAGCCAUGUCCCAUGCAAAAGCAGCCGAUGUGCCAAUUGUUGUUGCUAUUAAUAAAUGUGAUAAACCAGCUGCGGACCCAGAAAGAGUAAGAGUGCAGCUUGCUUCAGAGGGUUUGCCACUGGAGGAGAUGGGUGGGGAUGUUCAGGUUGUUGAAGUGUCUGCAGUAAAUAAAGUCGGACUGGAUAAGUUAGAGGAGUCUUUGCUACUCCAAGCUGAGUUGAUGGAUCUAAAAGCACGUAUCGACGGACCUGCCCAAGCUUAUGUGGUUGAGGCAAGACUAGACAGGGGGCGUGGACCUUUGGCUACUGCAAUAGUGAAGGCAGGGACUUUAGUUUGUGGCCAGCAUGUUGUUGUGGGUGCAGAGUGGGGAAGAAUAAGGGCUAUUAGGGAUACGAUGGGGAAAUUAACAGAGGGGGCUAGACCUGCAAUGCCUGUUGAAAUUGAAGGGCUGAGGGGACUUCCAAUGGCUGGUGAUGAUAUCAUUGUCGUGGAAUCUGAGGAGAGAGCUAGGAUGCUUAGUGCUGGAAGGAAAAAGAAAUUUGAGAAAGAUAGGCUCACGAAGAUGGAUGAGGAGAAGACAGAGGAAACUCCAGAUCCAUCAGAAGAGGUGCCGAAGAGGGUUGAAAUGCCAAUUAUAGUGAAAGCCGAUGUGCAAGGCACUGUCCAAGCAGUCACAGAUGCAUUGAAGAGCUUAAAUAGUCCUCAGGUUUUUGUAAAUGUUGUCCACGUUGGUGUUGGGCCUAUAUCUCAGUCUGAUUUGGACUUGGCACAAGCCUGUGGUGCAUGUAUUGUUGGAUUCAAUGUGCGCAAUCCACCGAGUUCAGUCACUCAGGCUGCAACUCGCGCCAAUAUAAAGAUAAAACUGCAUCGUGUGAUCUAUCACCUGUUGGAGGACAUUGGAAGUUUUAUUGUGGAGAAGGCCCCUGGAACUUUUGAGACCCAGGUAGCAGGAGAAGCCCAGGUGCUGAACAUCUUUGAGAUCAAAGGAAGGAGCAAAGCCAAGGGAGACGAUGUGAAGAUCGCUGGAUGCCGCGUGAUGGAUGGGCGUUUCACCAAAUCGUCUACCAUGAGGCUUCUAAGGAGUGGGGAAGUUGUGUUUGAAGGGUCUUGUGCAUCCCUGAAGAGGGAGAAACAGGAUGUUGAGACAGUCGGGAAAGGUAACGAGUGCGGACUCGUGAUUCGUGAUUGUUUCGAUUUUCAGAUCGGAGAUGUUAUCCAGUGCUUGGAGCAAGUCAACCGGAAACCUAAGUUCAUUUCAUCAGAGAGCGGGGCCGUUCGAAUUGAAUGCUGACAAUGCUUUUCAAGAGUAAUGUUAACACAGAAUUCAUGUACUUUCUUGUAACAUUUUGAUAUCUGCAGGACCAGUUCAUUUUUUGUAGGGUUGAGCAGAGCCCUCAUGGCCCUGCCGGUGGUGUCCAAUGCUUGGAACUGCAAGAGGCUUUUAUUUAUUUAUUAGUGAUUUGCAAUUUUGAGAGAGCGAUUGUUUCAUUUGGUGUUUUGACAGUUUCUGUUUAACUGAGGAACUAACAUACUAAUACUGCUCAUAUUUCAAUCCCGUA